ACAGGUGAUAGCAUCGCAGUGUCAAGACAAUUGCGCGAUCGGGUAGGUAUACACUAGUAUGUAUUAGGAUGAACGAAACUGCUGCCGAGAGUUUGUGCGUGAGCUCGUCGAAAAACCAGAGCGACGGAGUAGUAGACGACGACGAGGAUGUUCGUAUAAGCGAGCUUAGAAAAAUCAGCUACGGCUUCAUUAUGCCGACGAUCUGCUUGCUCGGGAUAGUGGGAAAUGUGCUGAACCUGGUCGUUUUAACGAGGCGCAAUAUGCAAGGCAGAGCUUACAUCUACAUGCGAGCGUACUCGACGGCUUCGCUGGUGGCGAUAUCGUUCUGCAUUCCGUUCGCGUUGCGGGUACUGAUUGCUAAGGAGAAAGGCGGCUGGACCAGCUGGUUUCAAGCUUUCUACCACGUCCAUCUCGAGCUUUACCUCGGCAACAGCUGUCUUGGUGUAUGCGUGAUGACGUUGCUAGCUCUGACGGUGGAGCGUCACUCGAGCGUCUGCAGGCUGCGACCGACGUCAAACUUGGCUGCUUCGGGGGCGACGUUCCAGCGGGGACUUUCACCUCGGUUGACGCUCCUCCUGUUGGCCUUGGGCACCUUCUUCCUCUACCUGCCCACCAUUUUCCGAGCCGAAAUGAGCAGCUGUAUCUCGGCUCGGCUCAACUACCAGCGACUCUACCAACAGCGCGAUAACCGACCACUGCUCCAGUCCGCCUUCUACCAGGUAUACCAGGUAAUGCUGGAGCUGGUCUUCAAGAUCGGGCCGACGCUGCUGCUGGCAGGUCUGAACCUGCGCAUAAUGCUGGUCUACCGGCGCGCGUGCAACAAGCGCCGCCGACGACGACAGAGCGGAGGCGGUUACUUGGCCGAGGAGCGCCGGCUGAUGCUCCUCCUCGGGAGCACCAGUCUGCUUUUCCUCGUUUGCGUCAGCCCCAUGGUCUUUCUCAACCUCACCCUCAGCCAGGAUAAUCUAGCUCACUUUGCCUACCAGGUCUUUCGUGCGCUGGCGAACCUUCUCGAAGUGACCAACUACUCGCUCACCUUCUACAUCUACUGCCUGUUUUCCGAGGACUUUCGCAACACCCUCCGGCGCACCUUUACCGGAGCGUCGUCAGUCGGCACCUCGAUUCAGCAGCAGCGAACCCCCAGUCCGAUCAGCUAAAAAUAAAAAAACGACCAUCAUCUAGCAGCACAAAGCCUUUUCCUUUUUAAUGCUCUCUACUCUCAUAACGCCAAUGAUUACAUACACUUAUUUAUUCUCGAACGGCGAGAUAAGGCGCGAUUAGCGUUUCGCGUGCGCGCCUUUCGCAGUCGAGAGAGUGAGAGAGCCUCUCUCGCAUUCUCUCGACUGCGAACGAGGGGUUGGAUUAGCAUAUCAGCCGAUUAGCGCCUAUGCCUCCCGCACGUCUGCGCUGCGCAUGCGAGGCGAGCAUCAAAAAGAGUAGUGGUAG
Molecule: messenger RNA, 1446 nt
Organism: Nasonia vitripennis (jewel wasp)
Lineage: Eukaryota; Metazoa; Arthropoda; Insecta; Hymenoptera; Pteromalidae
Product: probable G-protein coupled receptor B0563.6
Exons: 5
Coding region: 69-1157 (362 amino acids)
Biological process (GO): G protein-coupled receptor signaling pathway
Cellular component (GO): membrane
Molecular function (GO): G protein-coupled receptor activity
Source: RefSeq, a predicted model, not a curated record